Messenger RNA from Chinchilla lanigera (long-tailed chinchilla), 3264 nucleotides. It is a transcript of the gene Esyt1, whose product is annotated as extended synaptotagmin-like protein 1. Gene Ontology annotation, biological process: lipid transport. Gene Ontology annotation, molecular function: lipid binding. The record is from RefSeq and is a predicted model, not a curated record. NCBI's taxonomy places the organism in Eukaryota, Metazoa, Chordata, Mammalia, Rodentia, Chinchillidae.
CCCCCUCCCCCACACCGGGGCUCAGGGUUUGCACGGGGGCAGCGGGCGGCCGGCGAGGCCACUCCAGAGCUCUCCGGUCGGGCGGUGCUCUCGGGAGGGGCGCAUGGAGCGCUCUCGGGGAGAGGGCUCUAGCGCCGGCCCCAGCGCCAUGGGCCAGCCCUCCGCUCCCUCCGACCCCCCUGACCAGCCCCCUGCUGCUGGCGCGGAGCUGGACCCGGACGCCGGGCUCCCACCUGCGGGCCCGGGCGCGGGGAGCGAGGCGCUGGCGGCGCUGGCUUCGUUCGCGCGGCGCCUGCUGGUGCUGGUGCCCGUGUACCUGGCCGGGGCAGCGGGACUCAGCGUGGGUUUCGUGGUUUUCGGCCUCGCCCUCUACCUGGGCUGGCGCCGGGUCCGGGACGAGAAAGAGCGGAGUCUCCGGGCGGCGAGGCAGCUGCUGGACGACGAGGAGCGGCUCACGGCCAGAACGCUGUCCCUGAGCCAGCGAGAGCUUCCUGCCUGGGUCAGCUUCCCGGAUGUGGAAAAGGCUGAGUGGCUGAACAAGAUUGUAGCGCAGGUGUGGCCCUUCCUGGGCCAGUACAUGGAGAAGCUGCUGGCCGAAACGGUGGCGCCGGCUGUGCGGGGCUCUAACCCCCACCUGCAGACGUUCACGUUCACACGCGUGGAGCUGGGGGAGAAGCCCUUGCGCGUCAUAGGAGUGAAGGUCCACCCUAGCCAGAGGAAGGACCAGAUCCUGCUGGAUCUGAACGUCAGCUACGUGGGUGAUGUGCAGAUUGACGUGGAAAUAAAGAAAUACUUCUGCAAAGCGGGCGUCAAGGGCAUGCAGCUACAUGGCGUCUUGCGGGUGAUUCUUGAGCCACUCCUGGGAGACCUUCCCAUCGUGGGGGCCGUGUCGAUGUUCUUCAUCCGGCGCCCGACUCUAGACAUCAAUUGGACAGGGAUGACCAACCUGCUGGAUAUCCCAGGACUUAGCUCUCUCUCCGACACCAUGAUCAUGGAUUCCAUCGCCGCCUUCCUGGUGUUGCCCAACCGACUGCUGGUGCCUCUCGUGCCUGACCUCCACGACGUGGCCCAGCUGCGCUCCCCUCUGCCCAGGGGCAUCGUUCGGAUUCACCUGCUGGCUGCUCGAGGGCUGAGCUCCAAGGACAAGUACGUGAAGGGCCUGAUCGAGGGCAAGUCGGACCCCUACGCCCUUGUGCGUGUGGGCACCCAGGCGUUCUGCAGCCGCGUCAUCAACGAGGAGCUCAACCCGCAGUGGGGAGAGACUUACGAGGUGAUGGUGCACGAGGUCCCGGGGCAGGAGAUCGAGGUGGAGGUGUUUGACAAGGAUCCCGAUAAAGAUGACUUUCUGGGCAGAAUGAAGCUGGACGUAGGGAAGGUGUUACAGGCUGGGGUACUGGACGAGUGGUACCCUCUGCAAGGUGGCCAUGGCCAGGUUCACUUACGGCUGGAGUGGCUGUCGCUUUUGCCAGACGCAGAGAAACUGGAGCAGGUUCUGCAGUGGAACCGGGGCGUCUCCUCCAAACCAGAGCCCCCUUCAGCGGCCAUCCUCGUCGUCUACCUGGACCGAGCCCAGGACCUUCCUCUGAAGAAGGGCAACAGGGAGCCCAACCCCGUGGUCCAGCUGUCCGUUCAGGACGUGACCCAGGAGAGCAAGGCGGUCUACGGCACCAACAGCCCGGUGUGGGAGGAAGCUUUCCGCUUCUUUCUGCAGGAUCCGCGGAGCCAGGAGCUGGAUGUGCAGCUCCGAAAAGGCGCCAAGCCUCCCAGCGCAUAUGCUACUCUUACUGUGGGGGAGACAACUCAUAAAACUAAGACUGUUUCGCAGUCCUCAGCCCCCAUCUGGGACGAGAGCACCUCCUUUCUCAUCAGGAAGCCACACACCGAGAGCCUGGAGCUGCAGGUGCGGGGUGAGGGGACGGGCACCCUGGGCGCACUGUCGCUGCCCAUCUCGGAGCUCCUGGACGCAGAGCGCCUCUGCCUGGACCGCUGGCUGGCGCUGGCCGGCGGCCAGGGGCAGGUGCUCCUGCGAGCACAGCUGGGGGUCCUGGUGUCCCAGCACUCGGGCGUGGAAGCCCGCAGCCACAGCCACAGCUCCUCCUCGCUGGCUGAGGAGCCCGAGCCCUGGGGAGGCCCCGCUCACGCCGCCGCCUCAGCCCCCGAGCUCCGCCAGCGCCUUGUCCACGGCGACAGGCAGCACGGCCGCGACGCCCCCGACCCCUACGUGUCCCUGCUGCUGCUGCCCGACAAGAACCGCGGCUCCAAGAGGAAGACGUCCCAGAAGAGGAGGACCCUGAAUCCUGAAUUCAACGAGCGCUUCGAGUGGGAGCUGCCCUUGGACGAGGCGCUCAGGCGCAAGCUGGACGUCGCGGUGAAGUCCAGCUCCUCCUUCAUGUCCCGAGAGCGCGAGCUGCUGGGGAAGGUGCAGCUGGAUCUGGCGGAGAUGGACCUGUCCCAGGGCUCGGCCCAGUGGUAUGACCUGACGGAGGACAAGGACAAGGGCAGCUCCUAGGGGCUGGCAGUGAGCAGCCGGACCGCUCCGUCCCGCCCGGCCUGGCCGCAUCACCGCCUCAGCGCGGUGAGCCGAAGCUCGGCCGGGCUCGCCUGUGCCUUCGGCCCUUUUCCCCUCAGGCCCGUACCGGGGCCUUCGCCUGACCAAAGAGAAGGACGCCGCGUUGUCCUGCACUGCAUGGCCUUCGUCCUCAGGCUCCCGGCCGGCCCGCGCCGGCUUUCCUGCACGAUCCCCCCCCAAGUCCUCAGGGCCUUCUUACCCGUGCCUGACCACCGGCAGCACCAGCAGCGCAUCAGCUUACGCCAAAUCGGUUCUGGGAGGGCCGUCCUGAGCCCACACGGGCGCCCGCCUCCCCGCCGCCAGCGGCAGGGCGCAGUGUGUGGGGAGCACAGCCGCUCCCCGCGGGCCCUUGCACUACCGCGUGUAGCCAAGGUACAGCGGCUUGGGCCGCGCCGGUCCUGCCCCCGCCUCCGCGGAGCCUGUCCUGAAGACGCGCUGGGGUGGCGGGCCAGGGCCCCCUUGGCGUGGUGAGUCAGAAGCACCUGCGUCCUGCCUGAACCUUCGAGAAGCGGGAGGCCAGUCUGGGAGCCCCAAGCUGGCGGUGUGCGGCCGGCCUCGAAGGACUCAGGACGGCAGAGCCAGUUCUGUGGUCCAAGUGCCUGGGUUACAAACUCACUGACUAGAACUGAAUCUGACACUCUUGCACCAACUCUGUCAAUCCACUGUAUCUUAUAUUAAACAUUAUACUCAAGCCA